CUUUCACCCCUCCAUUUUCAUUUAUUUCUUGCAUUCUCCGUUCGCGCCAUUUCCCCAGUCUAGCACAGACUGCUCGCCGUAGCACGCUGAGCAGCGGCCUAUACAGAGCGAGGCAACGCGAGGACCGUGACUCCGCAACCGCCGGCGAGAUGUAUAACCCUCAGGCGAUGGAGGGCCGUAAGGCCUUCCGCAACCAAUGGCAGAUUGAAAUGUGGCAGGCGCCCGCGAAAGAGCUUCCGUUCUGCUGCAUCGCUACCUGGUGCUCUCCCUGCGUGUCCUACUAUCUGCGCGACCGCGUGCUCUAUGGCGACAUGUCCAGAUACCAGUGCUGCGGCGGAUUCCUGCCGUGCAGUGGGCACUGCGGCGAGUCCAAGUGCCCCAAGUUCUGCCUGGGCAUGGAGGUGUGCCUGUGCUUCCCGUCGUCCGUGGCGGCCACGCGCUUCCUCGUGCAGGACCAGCUCAAUAUCAUGAACAGCAAGUGCGACAAUGGCAUCCUGGUGUUCCUGGUGGCGCUGGAGCAGCUGGCGUGUCUCUUCGCCAUUCUGGCGUGCAUUCUGCAGAACGACGGGCUCCAUGAUGCCGCUCACGCCCUGCGAUGCCUCGCCGACGUCGUCUACUGCUCGGUGUGCGCGUGCAUGCAGACGCAGCACAAGAUAGAGCUGGACACCAGAGACUCUCACAACGCAGCCAAUGCUGCCCCCAUGGCUCCUCCUCCCCCCCAGACCAUGCAGAGCUAAGCUACACCAUCAUGCCAGGCCACUAGCCAAACUCUUCAUUAAUAGCUGCUUCUCCUUAGAACAGGUAUACCACCGCAACAUUAGCUUCCACUACAGGAGACCUUUCCAGUUUUUCCUUCAUCCUUUGUGGAUCCAUGCUGUUUAGUAUGGCUCUGAGCCUCAACCAUGCAUGUUACAUAGAAUAUGCUAAUUAUAGUGACAUAAAUAUUGUGUAAUUCGGGUACAAGUGCUCCAAAUUAAUGAAUGAACAAGGUGGCC
Messenger RNA from Closterium sp. NIES-67, 995 nucleotides. The record is from the annotation of a GenBank genome assembly. NCBI's taxonomy places the organism in Eukaryota, Viridiplantae, Streptophyta, Zygnematophyceae, Desmidiales, Closteriaceae.